AUGCCAUUUAAUGAGGAUGAGUACAAGCAAAAGCUCAUUGACUGGGCCAUCAAGCUACGCCUUAGCUACCGAGAAGUCACGGACGAGUCGACCACUGAUUUACUCACAUACGGCAAGCCUCCGCUCGCGCGCCUGUUGCCAACGCAUCACUCAACGCUCUCGCGGUGGGUGAAGGAUUCGAUGGCAGCACGCUUACCAUUCAUCAUCGAAUUUGUGCAGUCCGCACUCAGCACCAUCAACCUCUCGAUCGACGGAUGGCGGGCUCACAAUCGCAGAGAGUACAUCGCUGUUUGCGGACAAUUCGUCGAUGGCCAAGGCCAUCCUCGAACACUCCUCCUCGGCUUCCCACGACGUUAUGGCGGUCACACUGGCGACGACCUCGCAGCACUGGUAAAGCCAGUAAUUCUACAAUACGGCAUCGGCGAGAAGCUCGGCCCCUUCGUUAUGGAUAACGCUGAUGACAACGACAAAUGCCUCGAGGUGCUACAGCGUUCCUUUUCCUCGAUCGAUCCAGAAGCAGACCGUAUUCGCUGUAUCGGCCAUAUUAUUAAUCUCGUCGUUAAGGCUCUCUUAUUUGGCGAAGGCGUCAGCGCGUGGGAGAAGAAUCUUAUUGAGGCUUCGGAGGAGCAGCGUGUAGCUCUCUGGACCCUCAAAGGCGUCAUUGGCAGGCUGCAUAACCUCGUUGUCUACAUUAAUCGAAACGACGCACGCCGUGAGCAGUUGAGAGCUCGCAUGCGCGUCACGAAGACAAGCGACGGCAUGCUGUUCGUCGGCGUGCUCCUCAGUGACGGUGGCAUUCGAUGGAACGCGACGUUCUACAUGAUCGAGCGUGCUCUUAAGUAUGGCGAGGGCAACGAGGGCGGCCAAGGCUCGGUGUGGCAAGUACUUUACGCCAUGGACUUCUUGCUCACGAAGCUUGAGAGCGUCAAAGAAGAGAUACACGCAAUGGAUGCUGAUAACAAGGACGAACUUCCGCACUAUUACUCCGCAGGCGUGCUCGCUGCAUGGUCGAAGAUCAACACGUACUACGAGCUCACCGACCGAUCACCGAUCUACCGUAUGGCCAUCGCUCUCCACCCAGCCUACCAAUUCGAAUACUUCAGGGCGAAGUGGUGGAAGCGAGAGGAUUGGAUAAGGACAGCACAGAAGGAGCUAACUGCAUAUUACGAUCGCUUCGCCGCAGUCACGGUGGCCACUGACCACGUCGACCAGGCCGAGACUUCUCCUUGUUCCUCGCCGACGAUCGACGACGAAUUCGAUGCUUGGGGCCAUACAACAGAUCGACCACACCGUGGCAAGAGGAGGAAGGUGGAGACUGAGUGGGAGGUCUGGAUAAAGCAGGUGCCGUCGAAGGACGACAUGAACGUUAAGAAUCCUCUCGCGUGGUGGGUGGACCGACGCCACGUUUGGCCCAUUCUCAGCAAACUUGCCCUUAACAUCUUCAGUACGCCGGCGAUGAGCGCAGAGCCAGAGCGCGUAUUCUCCGACGGCGGCGAGCUUAUCACCGACAAGCGCAACGGCCUCGGCGAUGACACAGUUGAAGCUGAGAUGAUACAGAAGAAUUGGAUUACUUCCAAGAUUUUGCAUGGGAUUGCGACACCUCGAGGUCUAUACAAAUUACCGGAUUAG
Molecule: messenger RNA, 1629 nt
Organism: Hirsutella rhossiliensis
Lineage: Eukaryota; Fungi; Ascomycota; Sordariomycetes; Hypocreales; Ophiocordycipitaceae
Product: transposase-like protein
Exons: 2
Coding region: 1-1629 (542 amino acids)
Molecular function (GO): protein dimerization activity
Source: RefSeq, a predicted model, not a curated record